This is a messenger RNA of Procambarus clarkii (red swamp crayfish), 1686 nucleotides long. NCBI's taxonomy places the organism in Eukaryota, Metazoa, Arthropoda, Malacostraca, Decapoda, Cambaridae. The record is from RefSeq and is a predicted model, not a curated record.
AUGGGUACAGGAUAUCUAGAUCUAAUGGGUACAGCAUAUCACAGUCUAGAUCUAAUGGGUACAGGAUAUCUAGAUCUAAUGGGUAAAGGAUAUCACAGUAUAGAUCCAAAAGGUACAGGAUAUCAAGAUCCAAUGGGUACAGGAUAUCAGGUGGACGGGCAUAAAUCCCCACCAAGACGCAUAAAUCCCCACCAAGACUUACAAAUCCCCCACCAAGACUUACAAAUCCCCACCAAGACUUACAAAUCCCCCACCAAGACUUACAAAUCCCCACCAAGACUUACAAAUCCCCACCAAGACUUACAAAUCCCCACCAAGACUUACAAAUCCCCACCAAGACUUACAAAUCCCCCACCAAGACUUACAAAUCCCCCACCAAGACUUACAAAUCCCCACCAAGACUUACAAAUCCCCACCAAGACUUACAAAUCCCCACCAAGACUUACAAAUCCCCCACCAAGACGCAUAAAUCCCCCAUCAAGACUUACAAAUCCCCCACCAAGACUUACAAAUCCCCCACCAAGACUUACAAAUCCCCACCAAGACUUACAAAUCCCCACCAAGACUUACAAAUCCCCACCAAGACUUACAAAUCCCCACCAAGACUUACAAAUCCCCACCAAGACUUACAAAUCCCCCACCAAGACUUACAAAUCCCCCACCAAGACUUACAAAUCCCCACCAAGACUUACAAAUCCCAACCAAGACUUACAAAUCCCCACCAAGACUUACACAUCCCCCACCAAGACUUACAAAUCCCCACCAAGACUUACAAAUCCCCCACCAAGACUUACAAAUCCCCACCAAGACUUACAAAUCCCCACCAAGACUUACAAAUCACCACCAAGACUUACAAAUCCCCACCAAGACUUACAAAUCCCCACCAAGACUUACAAAUCCCCCACCAAGACUUACAAAUCCCCCACCAAGACUUACAAAUCCCCACCAAGACUUACAAAUCCCCCACCAAGACUUACAAAUCCCCCACCAAGACUUACAAAUCCCCACCAAGACUUACAAAUCCCCACCAAGACUUACAAAACCCCCACCAAGACUUACAAAUCCCCACCAAGACUUACAAAUCCCCACCAAGACUUACACAUCCCCCUCCAAGACUUACAAAUCCCCACCAAGACUUACAAAUCCCCACCAAGACUUACAAAUCCCCACCAAGACUUACAAAUCCCCCACCAAGACUUACAAAUCCCCCACCAAGACUUACAAAUCCCCCACCAAGACUUACAAAUCCCCCACCAAGACUUACAAAUCCCCCACCAAGACUUACAAAUCCCCCACCAAGACUUACAAAUCCCCACCAACUUACAAAUCCCCACCAAGACUUACAAAUCCCCCACCAAGACUUACAAAUCCCCACCAAGACUUACAAAUCCCCACCAAGACUUACAAAUCCCCACCAAGACUUACAAAUCCCCCACCAAGACUUACAAAUCCCCACCAACUUACAAAUCCCCACCAAGACUUACAAAUCCCCCACCAAGACUUACAAAUCCCCCACCAAGACUUACAAAUCCCCACCAAGACUUACAAAUCCCCACCAAGACUUACAAAUCCCCCAUCAAGACUUACAAAUCCCCAUCAAGAAGCAUAAAUCCCCCACCAAGACGCAUAAAUCCCCCGCUAAGGCGCAUCAAUCCGGCUUGUAUUUACCCUGGGCCUCGUGGGUGA